Molecule: messenger RNA, 4637 nt
Organism: Nothobranchius furzeri (turquoise killifish)
Lineage: Eukaryota; Metazoa; Chordata; Actinopteri; Cyprinodontiformes; Nothobranchiidae
Cellular component (GO): tetraspanin-enriched microdomain; membrane; immunological synapse
Source: RefSeq, a predicted model, not a curated record
UUCACGGGGCAGCGUAUAUGUAAUAUAUCUCUAAUAGUCACAUUCACAUGCUGUGGUCACUGAGGCAUGGCAGGGGGUGGGGAGAGUACAGCCUCAGUCACUGGGUUUCUCAUUUUAACAGACAAGAUGUGAUGCUUCUUUGCAAACUGACUGAUUUCCACUUUUGUCUUUAUUUUUCUGAGAUGUAAUUACCAUCCAACUUUAAAACCACCCUUGGAGCCAUCAUCUGCUUUCUGAAGAGGUAAGGCAAACAUUUGAUCAGAACUGGAACUUGUGGGAUAAAAUGGCACUUUAAAACUUUUGAUUUAUGUUGAAAAACACACGGCUGGGCGGGAACAAAAUGACAGGAAGCUGUGGCAGACAGGGGAUGUGAAGAUAAACCAGAAAAAAAAGCAUUUAGAGACAUUUGCUCAUUGAGAUAUUAGCAUGGAAAUGUACUCUCCAGCUGUAAUAAACAGUUAAAUUACAUUUUUUCAUGUUCUUGUCAAAGUGACAGCUCAGCUCAGCAGAAUUAUCAGUCAUGCUGCCGGCAGUGCAGGCAGCAUGACUUCCUCUCAAAAAGAGUCCCUGGAGAUCACCAGGGAGACGGUUAGGUUUUCUCAGCGCUGCUGCUGGACCUAAAAUAAACUUAAGACUUAGUCAACAGAGGAAAGAGGAAGUGUGAAGUGCUUCUCUUUCCAAUCCGGCCUCUCAUACUGAAAAGCAGUAGAUCAAGUCACUUGUAAAAAGGCUGGAUGGGAUUUAUUUUGUCUUUUUUGUUUGUACCAAGAUGUCUCUGUCACGCAAAUACAUCUGGACGAUUGUGAUCCUUGGAAUGGUCGCCUCAUCUGUGGUGAUCGUCUUCAUCUUCCUGUUAAUCAACAGAUGCAUGUUCAGAACAGGAAAACACAAAAUUCGGCAGCUGCAGAGAACAGCCGACUCCAAACCCCAGAGCAACAAAUACCAGGAGAGAAACGUGGACUGCAGGAAUCCCACACCCCCAUUCCCGUCUCGGGCACAGUUCCUCACAGCAGAGGCCCAAAGCUAUGAGAACUUGGCUGAAGAACCGGACUAUGAGCAUAUUCCUGAAUAUGAGCAGAGUACAGACCAUCAGCUGGAUUAUGUGAAGGUGGAGAACGAGUCAGACAUCCUCCAUUGUCCCUCUUUCUACAAUAAUCCAAAUCCACAGAUAAAAGCAUGUAAUUAUGUGGGCCAGAGCUAUGAAAACCUGGCUGAGAACGACUAUGAGGAGAGCACGGACCAGCCGGACUACGUGCAGGCGGACGAUGAGGCUGAUCCAGGUCCAAAUUUUAAAUCCGGUGGUUUGUUGGGACAAAGCUGCGGAAACUUGUCUGAUGAUCAUGACUACGAGGAGAGCGUGGACGAGCCUGACUAUGAGCAGGUGGAUGAUGACACUGAUCCAGGUCCAAAUUUUAAAUCCGGUGGUUUGUUUGGUGAAAGCUGCAGAAACUUUUCUGAUGAUCAUGACUACGAGGAGAGCACGGACCUUCAGCCUGACUACAUGAAGGUGGAGGACGAGAAGACGCUUCCGUCUCAUUCAGCAGAUCCAGAUUCAGGAGACUACGACGACAUCGGAGAGUACGAUGAUGACUAUGAUUAUGAUGAUGUGGAGUAAGAUACACACUUGCUUAACUCAUCUGAAUCCUGCUGGGCAGAGAUUUGUUGUGUUGGCAAUCCUUUUUAUUUUAAUGGUGUAAAUCAGUGGACUUUCAAAAUAAAACCAUAAAAAAAGAUAAAAAUGGUAACAUUGCUAAAAGUAUGUUUUAUAAUGUUUUGUGAUUUUUGCUCAUCAUGUGUAUUUUUGGCCUUUUGGAUAGCUUGUGAUAUUUUACUUGUGAAUAUAUUGUUUUAUAUGAUUCAUUAAUUACAUGAUAUUAGGGGUAUGUAUUGGCAAGAAUCUAGCAAUCGCAGAACAGGCAAGACGAUACGAUAUAUGGUGAUACUAAAAGUCGACAAUACUUUCAAUUUUUAAAACUCAGUUAAAUUGUAAAAUUCGGGCCAAACACAUUCAGGACACAUUGUGGGAUCAGAAUGGAGGUGGUAAACUGCUGCCUCCCAGCAGUGGGACUUUGAAUUACACCUGACCAAAAUAAUACAGUAGAUGUUUGCAUGUAAAUCCUCAAUCAAUUAAAUAUUGAUUCAGUAUAAUAACACAAAAUACUGCGAUAUUUCAGCGUGUUUUCUUACAUCUCUACAUGAUGAGUUUAAAAAAACGGCCGUCUUGUAGCUCACGGUGCCUCAUCUCCUUUUGAAGGCCCGCUUGAAGACAUAAAUGCUUUUAUUCUUUAUUUCAUAUAGAUCAGCAAUAUCAGGAUCAGGGGAAGCAAGAGUCUUGAAAAUGUGCUUGUGCAUAGAAAAGCUUUAGAAGUGAUUAAAAUAUGAUGUGCUGUUGUGCAUAACGGAGCAGUUUUUAGCAUUUGUCAGCGGAAUCCUCUGAAGUUACUAAAUCCCUAAAUGCUCUGAAGUCAAACCUUCCAGAUCAAGCGUUUCAACCACAGACUCGGAAAACUGCUCCGUUUAAACAGGCUGAAUAUUUCAUGAAUCUGUGUUUUUAAAGUUUAAUCUGAGAUAAGUAUGGUUGGAGGUAAAAGCUCCUAAUCCUGGAUCUAACCAACAAAUUUAAAGCAAAAGGGGGUAAAUAGAUGAGUUUACAUCAUGGUGCACUAUCUAAACUGCUCAGAAUGAUGCGAAAGCAUAACUGAGUCUUUUGGUUAAAGAUUAAACUUUUGAGGUGAACAUAAAUAUUUUGUCACAUUUAUUUUAUAAAUGCUUGAAGCCCAUGCACCAUGCUGCAGCUGAUUUGGUUGAAUUAUGUCAUCGACGGCAGGUUUGUGUGGCCCGGUCAUAAAACCCUGAGCUGUUUUACAUUCAAGAUGAGGAACUGGAAGAAAUGUCUACAAAAAUGUGGAAUUAGAUUGUGGAACAAAAAACAUCAUAAAGAACAGUUAAAUCUAUUUUAUACCUGUUUGUGUGAUGAGUCAUCUAUUUAACAUGUUUAAGGCUUCACAUUUGGGGAAGUAAAUUCUUCUUAGUGCUGGUAGAAAUAGAGGAAUGAUCAUGAAAGGUUCUCAAUGAAUCUUUUAUUUUGAAAUUGUAUUAUUAAAAAAGGUGCAAUUGUUUGUUAUACUUAAUAAUGUCCCAAAGUUAAAAUAACUUUUCACAUUAAAUGUGCAUUUUUUGACACACAGAGUGACUUUUCUUCUGGUCUGGGUCAUUUUUAAACCUCUUUGUUCAUUUCUCAAAGCUGGAACACUGAAAAUUAUUUAAACAACAUGUACUCGUUAUUUCUUAUUGGAUUUCAACAGCUUUAUUGAUGGAGCUGCCUUGUGCAUUAAAACCUGAUGAAGACACAUGCUGGUUUAUUCGCCACAAAGAAGGACUUUCAGCGUGUAAAAUCUAUAGGUUCAGUUGUUUUGUUAUUUUGUUCUUGGAGGGAUGGAGACCUCUGUCACCAUCCAUCCAUUUUCGGACGCUUAUCCGGGGUUGGGUCGCAGGGGCAGUGGCAUAAGCAGAGAGGCCCAGACUACCCUCUCCUCAUCCCAAGGCGUUCCCUGGCCAGCCGAGAGACAUAGUCCCUCCAGCCUGUCCUGGGGUCUUCCUUUAGGGCUUCUCCUGGUUGGGCGUGCCCGGAAAACCUCACAAGGAAAGUGUCCAGUAGGCAUCCUAACUAGAUGCCCGAGCCACCUCAGCUGGCUCCUCUCAACGUGGAGGAGCAGAUGGUCUACUCUGAGCCCCUCCCGGAUGACCAAACUUUUCACACUAUCUCUAGGGGAGAGCACAGCCACCCUGCGAGAAAACUCAUUUUGGCCACUUGUAUCCACGAUCUCGUUCUUUUGGCCACUACCCAAAGCUCCUGACCAAAGGUGAGGGUAGGAACGUAAAUCCACCGGCAAACUGACAGCUUCGCCUUCCAGCUCAGCUCUCCCUUAACCACGACAGAUUAGUACAACGCCCGCAUCACUGCAGAUGCAGCACCAAUCCACCUGUCGAUGUCGCACUUCUCUCCCUCACUCGUGAACAAGACCCCAAGAUACUUAAACUCCUCCACUUGGGCCAGGACCUCAUCCCUGACCUAUCAUCCCUGACCGCUAUCAUCGAGUCCACCCUCACCUCCUCCAUCACUGUGUGGUACGCUGGAGCUACCGCCAGGGACAAGAAGAGGCUGCAGCGUGUCGUGCGCUCUGCAGAGAAGGUUAUUGGCUGCAAACUCCCCUCCAUUCAAGAUCUGUACACCUCUAUAGGACAUUGAGGCGUGCAGGUCGGAUAAUAGCUGACUCGUCUCACCCUGGACACAGUCUCUUCGACUCGCUCCCAUCUGGCAGAAGGCUCAGAUCCUUUCGGACCAGAACCUCUCGCCACAAAAACAGUUUCUUCCCCUCUGCAGUUGGACUUUUGAAUGAAAAUCCUAGGGCAGCCCACUCAAGUUGAUUGGUCCCAGUCACGUGACCCGAUGCUGUGCUUGAACCAUUCAACAAAUACUCAGAUAAAAACCUACACGGAGUAGAUAGCUGCUUCUCUAAUUCUUGCCACUUUUUACAUUAAUAAUUUUAUCAUGAGUGUUUUAUUAGUUCUUAUAUUUGCUUAUCUCUUAAUUAAUUAUUUUUUCUAUCUUACUUUCUGCACCAAAAUACCGCAGC